UGUCCCAGCCUUGGAUUGGGCAGACAGUUUGAUGCGUCGGACUGGGAGUCCCUCAUAUGUGGAGGCGGUCAGACCCCUGCUGAGCUGAGCAGCACCCUCUGAGACAGAGCAGCAGCACCCUCUGAGACAGAGCAGGCACAGGGCAGACCACCGGAGGACUCUGCAUGCAGAUAAUGAUGAAGUCUUUCCUCUGGAGCCUCUUGUUCUGCGCUUCGCUGAUGCUGUCUGAUGUUCUGGCCACAUACCAGCUCAGUGCGGGGGAUCCUCAGCUGAUCGCCGCACAAAGCUACGCACAAACCAGAAAUAAUGGCCGACCACCGUUCAGGACCCUGGAUCCCUCAAAGACAGAUUCUCAGUGUAGGAGCCGUCCCCUGGACCUGGUCUUUAUCAUUGACAGUUCUCGCAGCGUGCGUCCUGGUGAGUUUGAGAAGGUGAAGAUAUUCCUGGCGGACAUGGUCGACACGUUGGACGUUGGCUCGGAUGCCACCAGAGUGGCUGUGGUCAACUACGCCAGCACGGUCAAGAUCGAGUUCCUCCUCAAAAGCCAUUUCAACAAACCCGACAUGAAGAAAGCCAUCUCCCGCAUCGAGCCCUUGGCGGCCGGCACCAUGACGGGCCUCGCCAUCAAGACCGCAGUGAAUGAAGCCUUCACCGAGGAGUCUGGAGCCCGGCCUCGCUCCAGGAAAAUCACCAAAGUGGCCAUCAUUGUGACAGACGGGAGACCCCAGGACCAGGUGGAGGAGGUGUCUGCUGCAGCUCGGGCUUCAGGCAUCGAGAUCUACGCUGUAGGGGUGGACCGAGCUGACAUGCGCUCCCUGCAGCUGAUGGCCAGCAUCCCUCUGGAGGACCACGUCUUCUAUGUGGAGACCUACGGCGUUAUCGAGAAGCUCACCUCAAAGUUCAGGGAGACACUGUGCGGUCUGGACCCCUGUGCCAUGGGACAUGACUGCGAACACAUAUGUGUCAACAGCAAUGCCUCUUAUUACUGCAAGUGCCGGAAUGAUUAUAUCUUGAAUGCGGACAAGAAAACAUGUUCCCUGAAACAGAUGAAGGCGGUGGUGGUGGAGGAUCCCUGUAAAUGUGAAGCCAGACUGGCUUUCCAGAAGCAGACACAGGCUGCCAUCCAGCAGCUCACAGCCAAGCUAGUCGAUGUGUCUGGGAGAAUCGAGCGUCUGGAGAACAUGGUGGGCCGUGCUUAAAGCUGGACACAGUGAGACCGUUUGCUGGUUUACUUCCUGGACAUGGACGUGUGCUUCCUGUCAUCCACCGUCCCACAACUACUGUAUGGACUUCAACCACAGAAGGAGUGAAGCUGUGAUUCAUAAACCAAUAUCCCUCAAGUUACUGACUGUAGUGGACUGUUGAGUAACAAUAUCUGCAGUUGAAUGUGUGCUUUUCGUUAAUGCAAUAUUUUUCAAACUGCAGCUACCUACACUAUUUUCUCCAAACACCUAUGAUUAUAGUAUAACGUAUGUUAAACAAGUGUUAUUUCUAGUGUUUCUCCUGUACUGUAUUGUUUUUCUGUGUCCUGUUUGUACAA
Molecule: messenger RNA, 1540 nt
Organism: Perca flavescens (yellow perch)
Lineage: Eukaryota; Metazoa; Chordata; Actinopteri; Perciformes; Percidae
Gene: matn3a
Product: matrilin 3a
Exons: 6
Coding region: 165-1199 (344 amino acids)
Source: RefSeq, a predicted model, not a curated record